Molecule: messenger RNA, 1188 nt
Organism: Penicillium diatomitis
Lineage: Eukaryota; Fungi; Ascomycota; Eurotiomycetes; Eurotiales; Aspergillaceae
Product: putative cyclin
Exons: 5
Coding region: 1-1188 (395 amino acids)
Biological process (GO): positive regulation of DNA-templated transcription, elongation; regulation of transcription by RNA polymerase II
Cellular component (GO): nucleus; cyclin/CDK positive transcription elongation factor complex
Molecular function (GO): cyclin-dependent protein serine/threonine kinase activator activity
Source: RefSeq, a predicted model, not a curated record
AUGUCGCGGCACCGGAUGACGCCCAGAGAGGGCGAUCGUCGAUCCCAACAAGAUGUCGACCCUGCGCCGCGAACGCCUGACCCACCACGGAUUCAUCCGUCGUUCAUUCAUGUCGCCAAACCCUACAUCUUCGAGGAAAUCAUCCAAGGCUGUAUCGCUGCCACGGGAGGGAAUCACACCCGCGAAGAGUUACUGCGUCUCCAGGGUAUCUCUUGGAUCGACAGUGUUCGAACUGCUCUCAACCUUCCUGUCCGAACGUACGACACAGCCGCCGUCUACUAUCACAAGUUUCGCCUGGUACACUCAGAUACUGAGUACAAUUAUAUCGAUGCCGCUGCCGCCGCACUCUUCACCGCAUGCAAGAUCGAAGAUACGCUGAAGAAGUCUCGCGAUAUUGUGUGCGCAGCGUACAAUCUCAAGCUUCCUCCUUCAGAACAUCUCACUCCAGAUAAUUCUGUAUUCGAAGCUCAAGCACGCAGUGUUAUCGGCCUCGAACGACUGAUGCUCGAAGCGUCAGGCUUUGAUUUUCGGACUCGCUAUCCCCAGAAGGUUCUGUGCAAGCUGAUCAAACACUACGGCUUCGAUCUGGACGGGGAUCUAGCCUGGUUGGCAUGGCGAAUCUCAGUGGACAUGUACAAGACAUAUGCGCCACUCAAACAAAUCACGGUGGUAAUGGCCUUUGGCUGUCUGGAGCUUGCAUGCCGCUUGUCGGGUGAACGCUCGGAUGCGACCGUGUUUGAAGCAGACUACCCCAAGUGGAAGAUUACUCGAGGCAUGGUUAUGGAAAUCAUCCUGGAUCUUCUGGAACUCUACACGCACAACCGCUCUUCGACCAAGGUCGGACCCGACUUUCCCGCGGAUCACUUCCUUCAGGUCCGCAUCCCACUCAACCAGGAGGUCAAAGAAAAGCGCCUGCCUCGAUUCACCACACCGGGGAACCCAGAUGGACUGCCCGAGCAGAACGACACUCAGCCUCAGGCUCAACCCGACGGUCGGACCAAAGCACAGAAUGGACCUCAGCAUCCACUGACACCCAUGACUGCGACCGGGGAGCGUCGCGGGGCUAACGAACGUGAUCGAGACGCCGCCGUGCGUUUCAUGCUCGAUCCGGCCUGUGCAGAGAGUGAGAAGAGACAGGUGGCCGAGUACUUCAAGGUUGAGACGGAGCAGUAUGAGGCGGAUGACUGA